Trypanosoma grayi is the source of this 753-nucleotide messenger RNA. RefSeq names its product vesicule-associated membrane protein. Lineage: Eukaryota; Euglenozoa; Kinetoplastea; Trypanosomatida; Trypanosomatidae. The transcript has a single exon. Bases 1 to 753 code for a protein of 250 amino acids. Gene Ontology annotation, cellular component: membrane. The record is from RefSeq and is a predicted model, not a curated record. Gene Ontology annotation, biological process: vesicle-mediated transport.
AUGCAGGGCAAUUCCAAGAUCUACGGCGGCGUCGUGGUGCGUCUCAGUGACCGGCUCAUGUUGUGCAAAGCCCCUGGCUGCCCCACCAGCGAUCUUGCCAUCCCGGGGACGGCGUGGGCAGAUGUCGUCAGCAAAUGUUCUGCGCCGAACUUCCGCACCACCACCCUCGUCACUCUGAAUAACAGCGAAGCGGCGUCGCUCAGUAUCCCUGCUGAGGGCGCAGAAGCCGCAGCGGCAGGGCCCAACCAGCUGUCGUGCCACAUCAUGACGGACAACGAUCUCGCCUUCGCCAUCCUCGCGGAUACGGCGGUGGGGCGGCGGCAGGGGCACGCCGCACUGGACGAGGCAGCGAAGAUGUUCCACAAGAUGUUCGUCGAGAGCGUAUCGAAGCUUACACCAAGGGCGGUGGACGUGUUUGUGAAGCCGUACCGCGAUCUGCUGCUGCGUAUGAGCGAGGGGGAUGAGUCUGAGGAUAAGGUGCGGAAGCUGAAGAAGACUGUGGCGGAGGUGAAGGACAUCGCGCUGGACAACGUGGAGCGCGUUAUUCAGCGCGGACAGCGCAUUGACGACAUUGUCCAGUCGACAGAGGACCUUCAGUUUCAGGCGCAGGGCUUUCAGCGCAGCAGCCGCGACCUCCGACAGCAGCUGUGGUGGAACUCCGUGAAGGGUAAACUUAUGAUUGGCGGAGUAGCCGCCUUCUUUAUUCUGAUCGUCCUCUUCGUCUUUUCGUCUGGAGACGGUCAGAAUAAAUAG